Molecule: messenger RNA, 3591 nt
Organism: Heterocephalus glaber (naked mole-rat)
Lineage: Eukaryota; Metazoa; Chordata; Mammalia; Rodentia; Bathyergidae
Source: RefSeq, a predicted model, not a curated record
AUGGACAGCUCCACAGUAAUGAAUCAGUGUGUCUGUAGAGGACUGGAAGAAAACAAGGAAAGACCUAAGCGGCAUCAACAAAACAACUUUCCCAUGUUUCCUUCGCCUAAAGCCUGGAAUUUCAGAGGGCGGAAACGGAAGCAGAGCACCCAAGAUGAAGAUGUUGUCAGCCUUUGCAGUCUUGACAUAAGUGAACCUAGUAAUAAACGGGUCAAACCCCUUUCCAGAGUCACGUCACUAGCUAACCUCAUCCCGCCUGUGAAGUCUACUCCUUUAAAGCGCUUCAGCCAAACCCUGCAGCGGUCCAUUAGCUUCCGAAGUGAGAGCCGCCCUGACAUCCUUGGGCCCCGACCCUGGUCCAGAAAUGCCACCUCCUCAAGCACAAAGCGGAGAGACAGCAAGCUGUGGAGUGAGACCUUCGAUGUGUGCGUCAAUCAGAUGCUUACAGCCAAGGAAAUCAAACGUCAGGAGGCAAUCUUUGAGCUUUCUCAAGGAGAAGAAGACCUGAUAGAAGACUUGAAAUUAGCAAAAAAGGCCUAUCAUGACCCCAUGCUGAAACUCUCCAUCAUGACGGAACAAGAGCUGAAUCAAAUUUUUGGAACACUGGACUCUCUGAUUCCUCUGCACGAAGAGCUCCUUAGUCAACUUCAAGAUGUUCGGAAGCCAGAUGGCUCAACUGAACAUGUUGGUCCCAUCCUCGUGGGCUGGCUGCCUUGUCUCAGCUCUUAUGACAGCUACUGCAGUAAUCAAGUGGCUGCCAAAGCCCUGCUGGACCAUAAAAAACAAGAUCAUCGAGUUCAAGAUUUCCUUCAGCGAUGUUUAGAAUCCCCCUUUAGCCGCAAACUAGAUCUCUGGAAUUUCCUUGAUAUCCCAAGAAGCCGGCUGGUGAAAUACCCUCUGCUUCUCCGAGAAAUCCUGAGGCACACACCAAACGACAAUCCAGAUCAGCAGCACUUGGAAGAAGCUAUAAACAUCAUUCAGGGAAUUGUGGCAGAAAUCAACACCAAGACUGGGGAAUCUGAAUGUCGUUAUUAUAAAGAGCGGCUUCUUUACUUGGAAGAAGGCCAGAAAGACUCCCUGAUUGACAGUUCGAGAGUCCUGUGUUGUCAUGGUGAACUAAAGAACAACCGGGGUGUGAAACUCCAUGUUUUCCUGUUCCAAGAAGUGCUUGUGAUUACUCGAGCCAUCACCCACAAUGAGCAGCUGUGCUACCAGUUGUACCGGCAGCCAAUUCCUGUGAAGGAUCUCCUGCUGGAAGACCUGCAAGACGGAGAAGUGAGGCUGGGCGGCUCCCUGCGAGGGGCUUUCAGCAACAAUGAGAGAAUUAAAAACUUCUUCAGAGUCAGUUUCAAAAAUGGAUCCCAAAGUCAGACCCACUCAUUACAAGCCAAUGAUACCUUCAAUAAACAGCAGUGGCUCAACUGUAUUCGUCAAGCCAAAGAAAUGGUUGUGUGUGCUGCCAGGCAGGCAGGGGUGCUUGACUCCGAGGGACCAUUUCUAAAUCCCGCCACUGGAAGCAGGGAGCCACAGGGAGAAACAAAACUUGAGCAGAUGGACCAAUCGGACAGUGAGUCGGACUGCAGCAUGGACACAAGCGAGGUCAGCCUUGACUGUGAGCGCAUGGAACAGACAGACUCUUCCUGUGGGAACAGCAGGCAUGUGGAAAGCAAUGUCUGACAGAAGGGUGUGUCCCUUGUGGAAGUGACCCUGUGUCUUACCUGUACAGUAUUUGCAUUCCACACAUGCAAUGGUUUGGAGAAGCACUUUUUAAUACUUUGGUGAGCGUGUUGGCCCAGUCUCUUGUGUCUGUACCUUUGUCUCUAGUACUGUAACUGCUGAUCAAGCUGUCUGUGUCAGCAGGAACCUGGCAGCCGUUACCCUGUGCUGUGUCUAACAAGUGUCUGGAUGGAUGGAGAGGUACUUUCAAUAGUCCUGCUGGAUUUUUAAAAACAGAAAAAAAGAAAAAUCUAAACUACUGUUUAAUGUAGAUUCCUUGAAGAGUUCUUCCUCUCAUGCCUCUCAGUUGCUCUUCUAGCUCUUUGGUGUGGUGGCUGAAGGCAUGGAAUUUAGAGGGCUCUGCAAAUAGAAUUUGGGAUGGUAUUUGAGGGAGAACUAGGAAAAACCGACCAUUGAUGUGAAAACUUGGUUCUGUAUUACUCAACCAGCAAGCAUGAAAACAUCCCUGGGGAUUCUAAAGGCUUAAUUUUACAAAGGAAGAAGUAUUGUUUGAACCUUGCCAUUUCAUCCAGUGUAAGUUUGAUGCAGUAAUCGAUGAGAACAUGAAAUAGAGGCUGACCUUGGAAGAGCCAGGACAAAUGCAGCUGCCAGCUCUGAAUCUUUAACUAAAGUGCACAUGGCUCCAAGGGGCGUCUGUCAUGGUUGGUGGCCUGCCAUAGAGAGCCAUUUGCAGCCUAAAAUAUCAGUAUAGAACCCAAAGGCCCCGGGAAAGCCUACCAGGAUAACGAGGGAGCCCUGUCUUCAUUUGGUUUCACCUGCCUAGGCCACUCAUGUUUUACAUUGUGAAUGAAGCGAUAGGAAAAGGGACUCUAACUGGAUCAGUGACUCGUUACAGGGAGAAGAACAAUUGGGAGAAGCGCUUCCUUGGGGUCUUCUGUGGGAACCAUUAAAAGAGAAAAGCAAGGAAGCAUGGCCGGGGCCUUCUGAGAAAGGCCACAGCCAGGGGAUUUCCUGCCCUGCUUUCAAGUCAUCCAUUUGCAUCCCUGGUUCUAUGCUGUCAUCAGAAUCAUAAUUACAUUUUCAUUAACUGAUUAAUUAGGAUCAGCUAGCCAAACUUCGAACCUCUUUGUCCAGCCUUGAUUAACAGAACAGAGUGGCUUGCAGACCUUUAAAAAAAUGUUAACAAGGGCCAGGGAUUUAGCUCAGCGGUUCCAGCGCCUGCCUUGUAAGCGCAAGGUCCCAAGUUCGAUCCCCGGCACCAAAAAAAAAAAAAAAAAAAAAAAAAAAAAAAAAAAAAAAAGUUAACAAAAUACUCAGAAGAGCUCCCUGUGAUUGUAAAUAUUUAGAAUGACCUGUGCAAAAUUAUAGUCACACCAGCACUAAUAGUAAUGAUUCUAAAUUAUUGCCAAAAAUUUUUUUUUAAUCUUCUGUGUCUUUCAAGUUUACAGAAAAGAAAGCAGCAUUUUAUUGUGUACAUAGAUCAUGUGCAUUCAAAGAAGCUGUAUAACAAGAGUUAAUGCUAAAAAAAACAAGGUAUAUUACAUUAUUAUUUUUCAAAAGCAAAAAAUACUAUGGUCAGUUUUACCCUGUAAAACAUAUUUAUAGAUUUUAAACAUGGUGAAUUUUUUCUAUUACAAGUUUAUUUAAAACUACUUUGUUUCUCAAGAUACGAUUUAGCAGGUAAAUGAACCUGAUGCAGAUAAAAGCAGAGAAAAGUCCUUUGAUGGUGGGAAAAGAAUGAAUCAUUCUUUGAAGAGCCAUUAGCCACUUUGGCCAAUGUACCGAGAAAAGAGGUUUGUCAAGUGCUGGCCUAUGAGAAUGAAGUCACUGAAUGUUUGGAUGGAAUGAAUGUUUUUGUAUAAUGGCCUUAAACUUUUCUGGAAGCAUUUCAAAUAAAUUACAUUAAAAAUGUCA